Molecule: messenger RNA, 1341 nt
Organism: Hevea brasiliensis (rubber tree)
Lineage: Eukaryota; Viridiplantae; Streptophyta; Magnoliopsida; Malpighiales; Euphorbiaceae
Product: WAT1-related protein At1g43650
Exons: 7
Coding region: 24-1109 (361 amino acids)
Cellular component (GO): plasma membrane
Molecular function (GO): transmembrane transporter activity
Source: RefSeq, a predicted model, not a curated record
ACAUACCUAAGAUAUAGUGCAUUAUGAAGAGUCUAGUUGAGUAUGUCAGUGUAAUGGAGAGCCAUAAGCCUUACAUAGCAGUGCUCUUUGUACAGUUUGUAUAUGCAGGCAUGGCUUUGUUCUCCAAGGCAGCAAUUGCUAAAGGAAUGAACCCUUUUGUUUUUGUUGUUUAUAGGCAGGCUUUUGCCUCAGUUACAUUGACUCCAUUUGCUAUCUUUCUUGACAGCAAGAACGCACCUCCACUGUCAUAUGGUUUACUUUGCAAGAUCUUUUUGGUUUCCUUUUGCGGAUUAACUCUGAGUUUGAACCUUUACUAUGUUGCAAUCAACAAUACAACUGCAACAUUUGCUGCUGCAACCACUAACAUAAUUCCUGUCAUAACCUUUAUAAUGGCUGCACUAUUGAGGAUGGAAACUGUUUCCAUAAAGGAUGUGCCUGGAAUUGCCAAACUGAUCGGUUCUGCUAUAGCUGUUUCUGGUGCUCUGGUGUUCGCUUUUGUGAGGGGACCUCCUUUGAAGUUCAUAAACUGGAAUCAAGCUACUCUUGGUGACCAUAUUCAAGACUCAUCAUUAAAGGGUUGUUGCUCUAGAGAAGAAUGGAUUAAAGGUUCUCUCCUGAUGAUCUCAGCCAACAUACUUUGGUCUUUGUGGUUUGUCUUGCAGGGUCCCAUUGUGAAGCAAUAUCCAGCCAAACUGCGUCUUACUGCUCUGCAAUGCUUCUUUUGCUGCAUACAGUCAGCUUUUUGGGCGAUGGCUGUGGAGAGGAAUCCAUCAGCUUGGAAGCUUGGAUGGGAUGUUCAUCUCCUGGCUGUGGCCUAUUGUGGCAUAACUGUUAAUGGAAUUUCUUACUGGCUGCAAGUUUGGACAAUAGAGAAGAAAGGACCAGUUUUUGCUUCAAUGUUCACUCCAUUAGCACUCAUCAUUACGGCCAUUUUCUCUAUAUUCUUGUGGAAAGAAACCCUUCAUUUGGGAAGUGUUGGUGGAGCAAUUUUGCUUGUGAGUGGGCUUUAUGGAGUAUUGUGGGGCAAGAACAAAGAAGAAGGAAAAAGUGUAACAAAUCACAAUACAGAAACUGAUCUGAUCACAUUGGAGUGCAUUACACAUCACUAGGUGAUGGGAUGAUGGAACUGUAGCAAAUGAUCCUUUACAAAAUGCUCCAAAAAUCAUCAUUUCAAGAGUCUCUCCUAUAUGAUUUUUUUUUCUUUACACAUAUAUAUUGGUUUUUUUUUUUUUCCCUUCAGUUUUGAUUUUCUAAAAUAUCUGAACUGAAAAGUGUGAAAAUUUUUCAAAAAAAUAGUAAAUUUUAUGCAUUUUGUUAAUUAAACCCUACAACAAUAAUCAA